Phlebotomus papatasi is the source of this 7885-nucleotide messenger RNA. RefSeq lists its product as uncharacterized. Bases 779 to 6991 code for a protein of 2070 amino acids. Gene Ontology annotation, molecular function: iron-sulfur cluster binding; iron ion binding; glutamate synthase (NADH) activity. The transcript is spliced from 12 exons. The record is from RefSeq and is a predicted model, not a curated record. NCBI's taxonomy places the organism in Eukaryota, Metazoa, Arthropoda, Insecta, Diptera, Psychodidae.
GCCAGUAUGCCGCUACAAGUUGCAGAGUGAAGACGUUUGUUGUUGAAGUGAGAAAAGUUCUCUAAGUCCAAUACCAGUGAAUUAUAUCCAAUUUACCAUCGCAAUUGCAAGUUUGACUUGAUAGUGAUACCAUUUAACGGUUAAUCGAAUCAUUCUUGUGCGAAAUCAUAAAGUUGAACUAAGAGUGUGUUCUUUUUCUGAGAAUUUCUUUGGCCAUUGAUUGAGACCAUUUUCAUCAGAAAAAGAAGUGUGUGCUUUCUUUUUUUUUCAUCGAAUAUCGUGCUUGAACAUCUCUAUCGAGAGCUGAAAUCUCAUUUUUCUGGCAUUUUUAAAGACUUUUUCUGUGGGAAAUACUGUGAAGUCGAGUUGGUGAUUUGCCCAACAUCCCCUCAGCGGGUCGAUAUCCCGUCGAAGGACAGUCAAGGACAAAAGUUAAAAAAACUGCAUUUUUUUCUUUUGUAAAACUCCAGUUUUUUCAUAAUUGUUUUUUUUAUUGUAAAAUUCUGUUAAAUUUGUUCUAAAGACGAUUCUGUGUAGUGGAAUUUUGCAUCUCUAGAGAUCAGAAAAUCUUUCUAAGCAGAGCAAACAGCGGAAAAUUGACAAGACAACUUCCUAAAAAGUGGAUUCUCGUUAAAUUUUCUAUACAUCAGAGCUUACCACAUAUCACAACUCUUUGUGUAAUUUUUUCUGUGCUUGUUGAGCUUGUACAAAUCCCGUGAAAAAAAAGAGAAAAUAAAAGCAUCAAUUUGACUUUCUCAUUGAGCUCGUGAAGCGAGGAAUGGCACCACUUAAUGAUGCUGAUAGACGGGAAUUGAUGGCAUGGGAAGCACCAUUGAAGCAGGGACUCUAUGAUCCGGAAAAUGAACAUGAAGCAUGUGGUGUUGGUUUUAUUGUGUCCAUUGAUGGAAAAUCAUCGCAUAAGAUUUUGCGAGAUGCCCAAACUCUAUCCGAACGGAUGAUCCAUCGAGGCGCAUGUGCAUGUGACAACGAUACUGGAGAUGGAGCAGGCGUUCUUGCGUCCAUUCCGCAUGAUCUCUACGCUAAGGAAAUGGCAUCCGAAGGUGUGAUCCUGCCGGAAUUUGGGAAGUAUGCAACUGGAAUUCUCUACUUGGACAGAAAUACUCAUGCCGAAGUGGAGAAGGAGUUUAACAUCUUGAGUGAGACGAUUGGUUUGAGUGUUCUGGGCUGGCGCACGGUUCCUGUGGCCAGUGAGGCAAUUGGUGCCGUGGCGCGAAAGAGUGAGCCACUCUCACGUCAGGUGUUUGUAACGGCGUCCGAGACGUCUACGCUGACUGAAGAGGAGCUCAGGCGGCAAGUGUUUGUGCUGCGAAAACGUGCCACGCACGAAUUGUCCAAGCCCGGACGUCGCUUCUACAUUUGUUCACUGUCACUUAAGACAAUUGUGUACAAGGGUCUCUUCACGUCUGACCAACUGUGGCAGUACUAUUUGGACCUGAAGAAUCCCGAUUUCUACUGCUACCUGGCACUGGUGCACACACGCUUCAGCACCAAUACUUUUCCUUCAUGGGAGAGAGCUCAUCCGUUGCGAAUGAUUGCUCACAAUGGAGAAAUCAAUACGCUGCGUGGUAAUGUGAAUUUCAUGAAGGCACGUGAAGGUGUAAUGAAGAGUGAGGUGUUUGGAGACGAGCUCAAGACACUUUUUCCGGUGGUGGAACCCAAUCUUUCGGACUCGGGAUCAUGCGACUGUGUGCUAGAAUUUCUCACAAUGGCCAGCAAUCGUGAUCUUCCCGAGGCAGUUAUGACCAUGGUACCCGAAGCCUGGCAAAAUGACAGAACUAUGCCGCAGGAGAAGAGGGAUUUCUACCAAUGGUCAGCUUGUGUGAUGGAACCUUGGGAUGGUCCAGCACUCAUCUCAUUCACUGAUGGACGAUACAUUGGUGCCAUUCUCGAUCGUAACGGUCUUCGUCCAUCACGCUUCUACGUCACUAAGGAUAAUCUCCUUAUUAUGGCAUCAGAAGUUGGUGUAUAUGAUGUUGCACCUGAAGAUGUCGUGCUGAAGUCUCGUCUAAAGCCGGGCCGAAUGCUUUUGGUGGAUACGCAAGAGAAGGCUUUGAUUCAAGAUGUGGAACUCAAGAAGCGUAUUGCAAAAUCUCGUCCACAUUCCCAGUGGCUCAACGAGAAGAUUGUCCUCGAUGACAUCCGAAGAGCUGAUUUAUUGGCUGGCGGUGAUCGUUUGAUGGAUGGUGUUAAUGGUCAAGUGAAGCGUCGUGAUGGAAUUCUCGAUCCACGUCUUCUACUUUUUGGCUAUACCACUGAGACGGUCAAUAUGCUACUAAUGCCGAUGAUUGAGAAUAAAAAGGAAGCUCUUGGUUCAAUGGGAAAUGAUGCUCCACUUGCGUGUCUUUCGGCUUUUCAACCACUUCCCUAUGAAUAUUUCAAGCAACUCUUUGCCCAAGUUACAAAUCCACCAAUUGAUCCAUUCCGUGAAAAAAUUGUCAUGUCACUACAGUGUCCAAUUGGACCAGAAGCCAAUAUUUUGCAACCAUCAGCGUUGCAAGUACAUCGAAUUUGGUUGAAUAAUCCCAUUUUGAGUGUUACUGAUACGGAAAUUCUGAAGCGCAAUCGUCAUAGGGAUUGGAAGACAAAGAUUUUGGAUAUUACUUUUCCGUGCGAAGAAGGUCCUGAUGGUUACAGUAAUGCUCUUCAGAGAGUUUGCCUUGAGGGAAAAGCAGCAGCAGAACAGGGAUAUCAACUAUUGGUGUUGUCUGAUCGUCAGGCAGGUGCAGAUCGAUGCCCAUUGUCGGCUCUUUUGGCUCUCGGAGCUCUGCAUCAUCAUCUUAUUGAGACGCGUCAGCGUAUGAAAGUGGGAGUAAUUGUUGAGACGGCUGAAGCACGAGAAGUUCAUCAUAUGUGUGUCCUUUUGGGCUACGGAGCUGAUGCCAUUUGUCCGUAUUUGGUAUUUGAAAUGGCAUCAGCAUUGCGUGAGGAUGGAGUAUUGUCCAGAGAUCUGUCCGACAAUAUGAUCUAUCAGGCUUAUUCACAGGCAAUUGAUACGGGAAUAGCUAAAGUGAUGGCUAAAAUGGGCAUAAGUACCCUUCAGUCGUACAAGGGUGCUCAGAUUUUUGAAGCUGUGGGCAUUGGGGAGGAUGUUGUAAAUCUGUGCUUCCGUGGUACUCAGAGUCGUUUGGGUGGUGUAAAUCUCAAGAUUAUGGCCUUGGAGACACUAACAAGGCACAGUAUGGCUUAUGGAAGUGGUUCACCUGAUAUGAAGAUUUUGCGAAAUCCUGGUCAGUAUCACUGGCGAACUGGAGGAGAGGGACAUAUCAAUGAUCCAGCAUCAAUUGCUGCUCUUCAAGAAGCUGCUGUUGCCAAUAGUUUGAGUGCCUACGAGAAGUACCGUGCAAGUACAAUGGAAAGUGUGAGACAAUGUACACUUCGUGGACAGCUGAAACUAGUGGAGAAUAGACAAAAGAUUUCCCUGGAUGAAGUGGAAGCAGCAUCAGAGAUUGUUAAACGUUUUGCAACAGGAGCCAUGAGUUUUGGAAGUAUUUCCCUGGAGGCUCACAGUACUCUGGCUGUAUCAAUGAAUCGACUCGGUGGAAAGAGUAAUACAGGUGAAGGUGGUGAAAAUGCUGAUCGGUAUCUCAAUCAGGAUCCGGAAUUCAAUAAGAGAUCAGCCAUUAAGCAAGUGGCAAGUGGACGUUUUGGUGUUACAGCCUCCUAUUUGGCCCAUGCUGAUGAUCUGCAGAUCAAGAUGGCGCAGGGUGCUAAGCCAGGAGAGGGUGGAGAAUUGCCAGGGUAUAAAGUGACCAAAGAUAUUGCCAGUACUCGACAUUCUGUACCUGGAGUUGGAUUAAUUUCACCACCGCCACAUCACGAUAUCUACUCAAUUGAGGAUCUGGCUGAGUUGAUCUAUGAUCUCAAAUGUUCCAAUCCAAGAGCAAGGAUCAGCGUGAAAUUGGUGUCGGAGGUUGGAGUUGGUGUUGUGGCAGCUGGUGUUGCAAAGGGCAAAGCUGAACAUAUCACAAUUUCCGGACAUGAUGGAGGAACUGGUGCGAGUUCGUGGACAGGAAUAAAAGCUGCUGGUUUGCCAUGGGAACUCGGUAUUGCCGAAACACAUCAAGUUCUUGUAUUGAAUGAUUUACGUUCUAGAGUUGUUGUUCAAGCUGAUGGACAACUGAGGACGGGAUUCGAUGUUGUUGUGGCUGCUCUUCUUGGUGCUGAUGAAUUUGGCUUCAGUACAGCUCCAUUGAUCGUCAUGGGGUGCACUAUGAUGCGCAAGUGUCAUCUCAACACCUGUCCUGUUGGCAUUGCCACUCAGGACCCCGUCCUGAGGGCCAAAUUCACGGGACAGCCAGAGCACGUGGUGAAUUUCUUCUUUAUGCUGGCUGAAGAUAUUCGUCGCAUAAUGGCUGAUUUGGGUGUGCGCAAAUUCCAAGAGCUAAUUGGUCGUACAGAUUUACUAACAGUGCGUCCGGACGCCUUGUCUGAUAAAUCAAAAACCCUGGAUUUUGCUCUUUUGCUGAAGAAUGCUCUGGACUUGCGUCCAGGUACCAAUAUUAUUGGUGGUUCUGUGGCUCAAAAUUUUGAGUUGGAAAAAAGGGCUGACAAUGUAUUAAUUGAGAAGUGUCGUCCUGUUAUUGAUGGUCAGCAGGAAUCAAUUGUGUUGGACAUGGAGAUUCACAAUGAGGAAAGAGCAUUUGCAUCUACCCUCAGUUAUGUAAUUGCGUCCAAAUAUGGUGAAGCUGGAUUGCCAGCUGGCCAUGAGAUUCAUGUGAAUCUGAAGGGAUCAGCUGGGCAGAGUUUCUGUGCUUUCUUAGCUCGUGGUGUCACUGUUAAGUUACACGGAGAUGGUAAUGAUUAUGUGGGAAAGGGAUUGUCUGGUGGUACAGUGAUCAUUACACCGCCCAAGGAAAGCACAUUUGAGUCCCAUUUGAAUGUCAUUGUUGGCAAUGUAUGUCUAUAUGGAGCCACUGAGGGUAAGGCCUUCUUCCGCGGAAUUGCCGCUGAGAGAUUCUGCGUGAGGAAUUCGGGAGUGACGGCAGUGGUGGAGGGAGUAGGUGAUCAUGGUUGUGAAUACAUGACUGGUGGUCUGGUGGUGAUUCUCGGACUCACAGGGCGUAAUUUUGCCGCUGGAAUGUCCGGGGGCAUUGCCUAUGUAUAUGACGUUGAUGGCAGUUUCCGUGGGAAGACAAACACUGAAUCCGUGGAAUUGCUCCCACUUGAACAAUCGGAUGACAUUGAGGUGGUCCGAGAGUUACUUGAGGAAUUUGUAGAGCACACGGAUUCUGUGAUUGCUGGUGAAAUUCUCAGAGAUUGGCCCUCAGUGUGCUCGAAAUUUGUCAAAGUAUUCCCAUAUGAAUACCAAAGAGCAUUGAAAGCUCUCCAGGAGGAAGUUCUAGAGGCACAAUUGAACACAGAGAUGAAAUCAAUUGAAAAUGGGCACAAUCAUGCCGAUGAAGCAGCUGUAAAAGACAUUGAGGACUCUGUUCAGGAUGUAGCCAUGGAGAAGAAGAAACUCACACAAAUUCUCGACAAAACUCGUGGUUUUAUUAAGUACAAACGCGAAACAACAUUCUAUCGUGAUCCAGUUGCCAGACAAAAGGAUUGGGAUGAAGUGUACAAUUUCCCACAUGUAAGACGCAAUCUCAGACGUCAAGCAGCGCGUUGUAUGGAAUGUGGAGUGCCAUUUUGUCAGUCUAACUCCCAUGGAUGUCCACUGGGCAAUAUUAUACCCAAGUGGAAUGAUUUGGUCUUUCAUGAGGAUUGGCGUGAAGCACUCAAUCAAUUGCUGCAGACCAAUAAUUUCCCUGAAUUCACAGGACGUGUAUGUCCGGCUCCGUGUGAGGGAGCCUGUGUUCUUGGUAUUUCUGAACCUCCAGUCACCAUUAAGAAUAUCGAGUGCACCAUUAUCGAUCACGCCUUUGAGCAAGGAUGGAUUGUUCCCGUAGUACCUGAGGAACGUACUGGAAAACGCGUCGUGAUUGUCGGAUCAGGACCUUCUGGUCUUGCUGCUGCUCAGCAACUCAAUCGUGCUGGUCAUUUGGUGACUGUCUUAGAGCGAAAUGAUCGCAUUGGAGGUCUCCUGCAGUAUGGCAUUCCCACAAUGAAACUGUCCAAGGACGUAGUGAAGCGUCGAGUGGAUCUCAUGGCUGCUGAAGGCAUUGAAUUCCGUACUGGAGUCAAUGUUGGCCGAGAUGUAUCUGCAGCUCAAUUGGCUAAAGAUUACGAUGCUGUUCUACUGACUACGGGAGCUACAUGGCCACGAGAUUUGCCCCUUGCUAAUCGCGAUCUGGGUGGCAUCCAUUUUGCCAUGGAGUUCUUGGAGUCUGGACAGAAGAAACAGCUUGGUGGUGCCAUUGAGAACAUCUCGGCCACUGGGAAGGAUGUCAUUAUUAUUGGAGGUGGAGACACGGGAUGUGAUUGUAUUGCUACAUCCUUGCGACAAGGUGCCAAAAGCAUUGUAACCUUUGAGAUUCUUCCUGAACCACCAAAAGGACGUGCUGCCGAUAAUCCCUGGCCACAGUGGCCAAAAGUUUUCCGUGUGGAUUAUGGGCAUGAGGAGGUUCGCGUGAAAUUCGGUAAAGAUCCAAGGCAGUAUUCUACCACGACAAAGGCAUUCAUCAGCGAUGGGAAGGGGCAUAUCAAAGGUGUAGAUACGGUCCAGGUGGAAUGGACAAAGACACCAACUGGACAAUGGAGCAUGAAGGAAGUGCCUGGCACGGAAAAACACUUCCCGGCAGAUUUGAUUCUACUGGCUAUGGGAUUCUUGGGACCAGAGAAAAAUGUACCCAAUGAAUUGGGUCUUGAACUGGACAAUCGUGGCAACAUCAAAGCCGUCAAUGGAUCCUACGGCACUUCCAAUCCCAAGGUUUUCGCAGCUGGAGACUGUCGUCGUGGGCAAUCUUUGGUGGUAUGGGCAAUUUCUGAGGGGCGUCAGGCGGCACGUCAAGUGGAUUCCUAUCUGAUUGGACAGCCCAGUGCUCUUCCAGGACCCGGAGGCGUAAUUGAUCCCACACGAAUGCCGUAGAGAGGAAGUGGACGGAGCAGAGGGGGCAGAGAAAGAGAAGGGCAGUGCGAGAAUUUAUCUCGUGAGCACAUCAAUAUUCCACUUUAACUUUUUUCCUGAUAAAAUGAAAAGCUUUAGUUGAAAAAUCUGUGGUAAUGUGGUAGUCAUUAAGUGGGAAAAUGGGAUCAGACAGAUAUUCCAUCCUGCUUUUUAGAUAAGUCGUUACUUGUUUUCGGCACUUUUAAUCGCUGAAAUGUCUAUUCUUAAUUCAUUUUUUUUAUCCAAUUUAUUGAAAUAACAAAAAGAAAGAGUUAAAGAAAACCCUCCGAGGAGAGUGAAAUCCCAGACAAUUAAAAUGGAAAGAAAUAUUAUACUUUAGACAGAGAGAUUGUUGUUACACUUUAAUAGAUGUUUAGGAAUUCAAAUGUUCUGUCGUAAAAAAACAAAAUUAAAGGAAAAAUAUAUUACAUGCACCCCAUAUUUUGGGAUAUUUCUGCAUGAAAAAAAAAAUUAAACUUAGUGGAAAAGUCUGAAUUCAUUAUCAAAAGAAAAUCUUGUCAAUUAUUCGAUGCGGGGUGCAAGAAAAAAAUAAUAAUUACGACAGAAAAGGGAUGAAAUUUCUUUUGAAUUUGGGGUGCAAAAACUAAAAGAUAGAAAAAAAAGAAUUACAAAAAAAAAUUCUCGUAAAUGUAAGUGCAUUGUAAUUGUUCUGAGACAAUAAUUAGACUUUAAGGGGAAUGAGACAAAAGAAAAAAAAAAGAAAACAAGAAAGUCUGCAUUUAAAGAGCUGUGUUAAGAAAAAAAAAACAAAACGAUUAAAAUUACCCUCGUUGGAAACAUGGAAAUUCUCCUCCACAAAGACAAAUGUCAUGUUAAAAAAAAUUGAAAAGAAAAAAUAAAUGUGUUAUGAAGCAA